ACAUGCAUCUUUCUGCUUUCCCCUCAACUAUGGAGCACAGGUGAACAGACGGUUAACUAUCACCUUAUACCUCUCUGCAAGGCUGCCUGUGAGUUAUUCCAUCCAUUUGACUCUGAUUAAUGUUCCUACUGCUGCUUUAGUACGUACAAAAAACUCAAAAGACAGUGCUUGUUGACAUUUAAUGGAAGCGCAGGAAGUGCAGGUACCAUGGUGAUGCUGAAUCAUCUGAAUCGUGUCGAAGACCCAGAUGACUGUUCUCCUCUGCUGCCUGUGGCUGCAGAGGCUGCAGUACCAACACCUCUCACUCACAGACAACAAGUGGUCGCAAAGACAGACUCCAGGGGAUUUUUCCUGUGCAGGUGCAGCUCUGCAGGUAUUUGUAUCAUGUGUCUGUUAUUAAAAAGCUACUUAUGUGAUCUUUUCUCUCUGCUGUACAGGAGAGAGAACCUCACCUUUAGUGUGGUGAUGCUGAUUGGAUGCUACUCAGCUAUUCUGAUUCCAGCAUAUUUCCCCUUGAAUAAAUCGUCAGCUCUCAGCGAUGACUACCAACAUCCCACAGAUCUGGCUAUGCUAAACCGGUCAGCCUCUGUGCUGUCAGGCCCCUGUCAACCUCACUGGUGUCUAAAUCACCUCAAGCCUCUGUCCAGCUCUGCAGGCCUCCAGGACAUUCCUGUUUUUGUGCAGCACGACAGGACCUUGCCCUGGGAUCUGUCCCCUCCUCUGGGGCUCCAGGGUAGUGAAGAGCAUCUUGCCCUGGCUCUUGCCUCUCUGCCUCAGCCUGGCCUGCCUCCAUCACUGAGGAGUGAGGGCAGCUGCAAGCGAUGUGUGGUGGUGGGCAACGGAGGGAUUCUUCAUGGGAGCCAUCUUGGAUCCCAUAUAGAUCGUUAUGACAUCAUUAUCAGGCUGAAUAAUGCUCCAGUGUCUGGCUUUGAAAGAGAUGCAGGUUCCCGCACCACAAUCCGCCUGAUGUAUCCAGAGGGAGCACCCCACUCUGCAAAUGAGUACAAAAACACCACUAUGGUUGCUCUGGUGGUCUUUAAGAGCCUGGAUCUGGACUGGCUCACUUCUGUCAUCACCAAACAACCUCUGAGUUUCUGGUCCAAAUUGUGGUUCUGGAGGGAGGUGGUGGAUGAUAUUCCCUUGAGACCAGAGAACUUCAGGAUCAUCCACCCAGAGAUUAUUCACAAGACUGGACAAGUCAUUCAGAAAUAUGCUCUGAAAAAGGGAAAUAUGGUGCCGACGCUAGGUGCCAGUGCUGUGGUGAUGGCUUUGCAGCUGUGUGACCAGGUGACCCUGGCAGGGUUUGGCUAUGAUAUGGGGCAUCCAUACGCUAGACUUCACUACUAUGAGACCAUACACAUGGAUGCUAUGAAGGCUCAAGUGGUGCAUGACAUCAGUGCCGAGAAACUCUUCUUGAAAGAUCUGGUGGCUGCAGGAGCUGUGACUGACAUCACAGGAGCGCUAUGAUUCACAAGGACAGAGUCUGAUAAUGCAAUGAACUCUACAUGCACUCCUUCCUCUCAUUGUGAGAGGUUUCCAUAAAUGUACAGCCUAACCUAUAGAUAACUCUCUUUUGAAUUUGGUGAAUAGCUGUUACAAGGAUAGUAAUUGUCAGAUGAGUGAAUAAUUAUACCAUCACAUAUAGACACACACUCUGUGACUGGCUGCAUUUAGUGAAAUGGAUGCAAUGGUCAGUGGUUCAAAGAGUAGUAUUUGAAUUCUGUGUUUACAGUGGUUCAAUAAACAAAUGAAUGUGA
Messenger RNA from Scomber scombrus (Atlantic mackerel), 1757 nucleotides. RefSeq names its product ST3 beta-galactoside alpha-2,3-sialyltransferase 7 (gene st3gal7). The record is from RefSeq and is a predicted model, not a curated record. The coding region runs from base 208 to 1467 and encodes 419 amino acids. The transcript is spliced from 7 exons. NCBI's taxonomy places the organism in Eukaryota, Metazoa, Chordata, Actinopteri, Scombriformes, Scombridae. Gene Ontology annotation, molecular function: lactosylceramide alpha-2,3-sialyltransferase activity.